Molecule: messenger RNA, 1032 nt
Organism: Nicotiana tabacum (common tobacco)
Lineage: Eukaryota; Viridiplantae; Streptophyta; Magnoliopsida; Solanales; Solanaceae
Source: RefSeq, a predicted model, not a curated record
AUGGCAGCAUCUCACAACUUCCGUUAUGGUUGGAGGAGGUCAUUUGCCAGUAACGGGUUUUUGGUUUUGCCACUUCUUGUAUUGUCUUUCUUUGUUAGUGAGACCUCAUGGUUUCUUAUUAUGAAAGGGCGUAUGCAUGAGGAAAUAGCUACCCUUAAGAUGAUGAGGAAAUGUGGAGCAGAAGCAGAGCUGCAGCUGUUGGUAGGCUUGAUGGAAAAUGACUCCAAAAGGAAAAGGAAGAAAUUAUCACACUCGCCCCUUUUACUGCUUAACAUAGUGGCUCAAAUAUUCCAGCAAGUGUUGGGCUUAUACUCAAUACUAUUCUUUGGACCAUUACUUUUGCAAUCAGCUAGAUACACCUAUAAUGCCUCAUUUGCAGCUCCGCUCAUUGCCGGAGUUAUUCGAGCUGGAGUUGCUGGACUCAUUUAUCCGAGUUACAUCUUCUUGGACCGACGGAAGACUCUAGUCUCGGCAUGUUUAGUCAUGAUUUUAGCACAUGUUUCCUUGCUGGGUCUCUUCCGUUUGAUUGAAGACCAUAUCUUUCAAUUGAGCCAAAAGAGUGCCUGUGUUGGCAUGGAAUUUUCCAUACCCCUCAUAGGCGGCUAUUCAAUGUUCUUGGGGCCUUCUGAGUGGACUGAAGAAUCAUACGUUGAAGAGAUUAGAGCGUUAGGCGCAUGCUGGGAGGCGAUCAAAUAUUUGCUCAUGUCCCUAAUCAUGAAUCCAGCCGUUUCGCCGCUUUUUUGUGCUCUCAAGGCUUGGAUAUUUAUGCCAUUUUGCUGCUCUGAAACUGGAAUUGAGAGCUCGUGGUUUCUUAUUAAGAAAGGGAGUAUGGAUGAGGAAAUAUAUACCCUUAAGAUGAUGAGGAAAUGUGAAGCAGAAGAAGACCUGCAGUUGUUGGCAGGUUUCCUUGCUGGGUCUCUUCCGUUUGGUAAAAGACCAUAUCUUUCAACUGAGCCAGAAGAGUGCCUGUGUUGGCAUGGAAUUUUCCAUACCCCUCAUAGGCUGCUAUUCAAUAUUCUCGGGGCCUUCUGA